Molecule: messenger RNA, 3576 nt
Organism: Acomys russatus (golden spiny mouse)
Lineage: Eukaryota; Metazoa; Chordata; Mammalia; Rodentia; Muridae
Gene: Atp8a1
Product: ATPase phospholipid transporting 8A1
Exons: 37
Coding region: 28-3561 (1177 amino acids)
Biological process (GO): phospholipid translocation
Cellular component (GO): plasma membrane
Molecular function (GO): ATP binding; ATP hydrolysis activity; ATPase-coupled intramembrane lipid carrier activity
Source: RefSeq, a predicted model, not a curated record
CCCGGCUGUUUGUCGACCUGUGCGGAGAUGAGUGGCACACCAGCUAUGACUCCAGGCAGCUCCUAUUCUGGUAGGGGGAGACUGAUUCACAACCAGAGAGCCAGAAAACCCCCUGGUUAUGAGAAGACAGAUGAUGUUUCAGAGAAGACCUCACUGGCAGACCAGGAGGAAGUGAGAACCAUAUUCAUCAACCAGCCUCAGCUGACAAAAUUCUGCAACAACCAAGUUAGCACUGCGAAAUACAACCUGAUCACAUUCCUCCCAAGAUUCCUCUAUUCUCAGUUCAGAAGAGCAGCUAAUUCGUUCUUUCUCUUUAUUGCCCUGCUCCAGCAAAUACCUGAUGUGUCACCAACAGGUCGCUAUACAACCCUGGUUCCUCUCUUAUUUAUUUUAGCUGUGGCAGCUAUCAAAGAGAUAAUAGAAGACAUUAAACGACACAAAGCUGACAAUGCUGUGAACAAGAAGCAGACACAAGUUUUGAGAAAUGGUGCUUGGGAAAUUGUUCACUGGGAAAAGGUGGCGGUGGGGGAAAUAGUGAAAGUGACCAAUGGGGAACACCUCCCAGCAGACCUCAUCAGUGUGUCCUCCAGUGAGCCCCAGGCUAUGUGCUACAUCGAGACGUCCAACUUAGAUGGUGAAACAAACUUGAAAAUUAGACAAGGCUUACCAGCAACGUCGGAUAUCAAAGACAUUGACAGUCUGAUGAGAAUUUCUGGCAGAAUUGAGUGUGAAAGCCCAAACCGACAUCUCUACGAUUUUGUUGGGAAUAUAAGGCUUGAUGGCCACGGCACGGUUCCCCUGGGUGCGGACCAGAUUCUUCUCCGAGGUGCUCAGUUAAGAAACACCCAGUGGGUUCACGGCAUAGUUGUCUACACCGGACACGACACCAAGCUGAUGCAGAACUCCACGAGUCCACCACUUAAACUCUCCAAUGUGGAGCGGAUUACAAAUGUACAGAUUCUGAUUUUAUUCUGCAUCUUGAUUGCCAUGUCUCUGGUCUGCUCUGUGGGCGCGGCCAUUUGGAACCGAAGGCACUCUGGGAGAGACUGGUACCUCCACCUGCACUAUGGUGGCGCUAAUAAUUUUGGGCUGAACUUCUUGACUUUCAUUAUCCUCUUCAACAAUCUCAUCCCCAUCAGCUUGUUGGUUACAUUAGAGGUGGUGAAAUUCACCCAGGCUUACUUCAUAAAUUGGGAUGUUGACAUGCACUAUGAACCCACAGACACUGCCGCCAUGGCUCGGACAUCUAACCUGAAUGAGGAACUCGGCCAGGUUAAAUACAUAUUUUCUGACAAAACUGGGACCCUGACAUGCAACGUGAUGCAGUUUAAGAAAUGCACCAUCGCGGGCGUGGCCUACGGCCAUGCCCCAGAACCUGAGGAUUAUGGGUGCUCGCCUGAUGAAUGGCAGAGCUCACAGUUUGGAGAUGAAAAAACAUUUAAUGAUCCGUCACUGCUGGAAAAUCUCCAGAAUAACCAUCCAACCGCACCGAUCAUUUGUGAGUUUCUCACGAUGAUGGCCGUCUGCCACACAGCUGUACCAGAGAGAGACGGCGAGAAGAUCAUUUAUCAGGCAGCAUCGCCAGACGAGGGGGCACUGGUCAGAGCGGCCAAGCAGCUGAAUUUUGUCUUCACGGGAAGAACUCCUGACUCGGUCAUCAUCGAUUCACUGGGGCAGGAGGAAAGAUAUGAAUUGCUCAAUGUCCUAGAAUUCACCAGCGCUAGGAAAAGAAUGUCGGUGGUGGUUCGCACUCCAUCCGGGAAGUUACGGCUUUACUGCAAAGGAGCUGACACAGUAAUUUAUGAUCGACUUGCAGAGACUUCAAAGUACAAAGAAAUCACCCUAAAACACUUGGAGCAGUUUGCUACGGAAGGGCUGAGGACCUUGUGUUUUGCUGUGGCCGAGAUUUCCGAGAGUGAUUUCGAGGAGUGGCGGGCCGUCUACCAACGCGCGUCCACGUCAGUGCAGAACAGGCCGCUGAAGCUGGAGGAGAGCUACGAGCUGAUCGAAAAGAAUCUACAGCUACUUGGAGCUACAGCCAUUGAGGAUAAAUUACAAGACCAAGUGCCUGAAACCAUAGAAACUCUAAUGAAGGCUGACAUCAAGAUAUGGAUUCUUACUGGGGACAAGCAGGAGACUGCCAUCAAUAUAGGACACUCCUGCAGACUUCUGAAGAGGAACAUGGGCAUGAUCGUUAUAAACGAAGGCUCCCUUGAUGGGACAAGGGAGACGCUCAGCCGGCACUGUACCACCCUUGGAGACGCUCUUCGCAAGGAAAACGAUUUUGCUCUUAUAAUUGAUGGGAAGACCCUCAAAUAUGCCUUAACCUUUGGAGUCCGGCAAUAUUUCCUGGACUUAGCUUUGUCCUGCAAAGCUGUCAUUUGCUGCAGGGUUUCUCCUCUUCAGAAGUCUGAGGUCGUUGAGAUGGUUAAGAAACAAGUCAAAGCCAUCACGCUUGCCAUCGGAGACGGGGCAAACGACGUCAGCAUGAUACAGACAGCCCAUGUGGGUGUUGGGAUCAGUGGCAACGAAGGCUUACAGGCGGCCAACUCUUCUGAUUACUCCAUCGCGCAGUUCAAGUAUCUGAAGAAUCUGCUGAUGGUCCAUGGCGCCUGGAACUACAACAGAGUCUCCAAGUGCAUCCUCUACUGUUUCUACAAGAACAUUGUGCUCUACAUCAUCGAGAUCUGGUUUGCCUUUGUCAAUGGCUUUUCUGGACAGAUCCUCUUUGAAAGAUGGUGCAUAGGGCUCUAUAACGUGAUGUUUACAGCGAUGCCUCCGUUAACGCUUGGAAUAUUCGAGAGGUCGUGCCGAAAGGAGAACAUGUUAAAGUACCCCGAGCUGUACAAAACGUCUCAGAACGCUCUGGACUUCAACACCAAGGUUUUCUGGGUUCAUUGUUUGAAUGGCCUCUUCCACUCGGUGAUUCUGUUUUGGUUCCCGCUAAAAGCCCUUCAGUAUGGCACAGUAUUUGGAAAUGGGAAAACCUCGGACUACCUGCUUCUGGGAAACUUCGUUUAUACUUUUGUAGUGAUAACAGUGUGUUUGAAGGCUGGACUGGAAACCUCAUAUUGGACUUGGUUCAGCCACAUUGCCAUCUGGGGCAGCAUCGCACUGUGGGUGGUGUUCUUCGGAGUCUACUCAUCCCUGUGGCCCGCGGUUCCCAUGGCCCCUGAUAUGUCUGGAGAGGCCGCCAUGCUGUUCAGCUCCGGAGUCUUCUGGGUCGGCUUGCUCUCCAUCCCCGUGGCGUCCUUACUCCUGGACGUGCUGUACAAAGUCAUCAAGAGGACCGCCUUUAAAACACUCGUGGAUGAAGUUCAAGAGCUCGAGGCGAAAUCUCAAGACCCGGGUGCAGUGGUACUCGGGAAAAGCCUCACGGAGCGGGCACAGCUGCUCAAGAAUGUCUUUAAGAAGAGCCACGUGAACCUGUACCGCUCUGAGUCCGUACAACAGAACCUGCUCCACGGCUAUGCCUUCUCUCAAGAUGAGAACGGCAUCGUCUCCCAGUCUGAAGUGAUUAGAGCCUAUGACACCACGAAACAGAGGCCAGAUGAGUGGUGAUUGGACGGCAUAAGC